GUGUGCCAUAGCAAAUUGGUAGCUGUGAGUGUGGUUUCUCUGCUUCCCAUUCCAAAAUCGUGAAUGUGGAAAUGGGUGGAAGCAAGAAGAGGAAGAGAGCCACCAUUCACCCCAAAAACAAAUAUUCAGAAAACCCACCAGACUUUGCUCUAUUGGCUUCUCUCUACCCUUCCUUCCACCCUUUCCUCCGCAACUCCCAUCGCCACACUCACACCACCAUCGAUUGGACCGAUUUCAACGCCACUCGCGAACUCACUCGUGUCUUGCUUCACUAUGAUCACGCUCUCACCUGGUGGAUUCCUGAUGGACAGCUCUGUCCUACUGUGCCCAACAGGUCUAAUUACAUUCACUGGCUUGAUGAUCUUCUCGCUUCUGAGAUCAUUCCGAAUAGCAUCACAGAUGGGGGUAAGGUGAAGGGGUUUGAUAUAGGAACUGGAGCAAAUUGCAUAUACCCUCUUCUUGGUGCAUCUCUUCUGGGAUGGAGUUUUGUUGGAUCAGAUGUGACUGAUGUUGCUAUUGAGUGGGCAGAGAGAAAUGUUAAUAGUAAUCCACAUAUUUCUGAUCUGAUUGAAAUUAGAAGGGUUGAAAGCAAUGGAAGUGCUGCCUGUGUGGAACGUUUGCAUGUUGAAGAGUCAGUUCAUAGUGGAAAGAUAGCUUUGUGUGAGAAUAUUGAUGCAGAGAAUAAGAAUUAUAAUGGACCUCCUGUUCUUCUUGGUGUAGUCAGGGAUGAUGAGAAGUUUGAUUUCUGCAUGUGUAAUCCACCGUUUUUUGAAAGCUUGGAGGAAGCUGGACUGAAUCCCAAAACCUCUUGUGGUGGGACUUCUGAGGAAAUGGUUUGCCCUGGUGGUGAGAGGGCCUUCAUUACUCGGAUUAUUGAAGAUAGUACUGAACUGAAGCAUAGUUUUCGGUGGUUCACUUCAAUGGUAGGUAGAAAAUCAAAUCUCAAGUACCUUAUAUCUAAACUUUGGGAGGUUGGAGUUGCCAUAGUGAAGACAACUGAAUUUGUCCAAGGCAGGACAUCUCGAUGGGGGCUUGCUUGGUCUUUCUUGCCUCUGGUGCAGAAGUCAUCAAUUUCUUUGCUCGAGAAGAAAAAUAUGUCCUUCAUGCUUGAGGGUCUUCAACGUCAACAUGGUGCCAUUAAUGUGUUGGAAGCUGUCAAAUCAUACUUUGCUUCUAAUGGCCUAUCCUGUACAUUGAAUACCUCCUCUUUCACUGUGGAUGUUCUUGCAUCAAAAGAUGACUGUGAUUCAAUCUUGAAGAAUGAAUUACCCAUUAUCCACAAAUCCAUCAAUUGUCAACCUUCAAGAGAGACAUCUAAUGGAUCAAGCUUGAAUUUCUCUUUUGAUAGAUUAUGCUUUCGUAUAUCGGUUUUUCAGCAAAUCCCUGGGACACUGUUGGUGAAAGGUUCAUUACAGGACAGGAAUAGCCCAUCAUCAGGAGCAUUGUCAGUGAUUUUCCAAAAACUGGAAGAAGCUUUGAGAAAGCAAGGAGUGAUGGGGCAGUUUUGAUGUGAAGAGGAAGUGAAGGGCUACAAUCAUCUCCGGAGGCAAUAUUGCUCAAGAAAUUUAGGGUAGAUCAUGCAUAUAUUAUAUUUUGUUUACCAAACCAGUAAUAAUCAUUCAAUUUGUUUGAAAAUUGUGCUAAUGGGACCCUAAUUUAAAAACGAUUUUUCUAAUGUGUAAAAAUAGAUUUUUUUUUAUUAAAAAUAAAAACAUUUAAUACAUUUUUUU
Abrus precatorius (Indian licorice) is the source of this 1730-nucleotide messenger RNA. RefSeq names its product U6 small nuclear RNA (adenine-(43)-N(6))-methyltransferase. The record is from RefSeq and is a predicted model, not a curated record. Gene Ontology annotation, molecular function: 23S rRNA (adenine(1618)-N(6))-methyltransferase activity. Lineage: Eukaryota; Viridiplantae; Streptophyta; Magnoliopsida; Fabales; Fabaceae. Bases 72 to 1508 code for a protein of 478 amino acids. The transcript has 9 exons. Gene Ontology annotation, cellular component: nucleus. Gene Ontology annotation, biological process: rRNA base methylation.